This is a messenger RNA of Suillus bovinus, 609 nucleotides long. RefSeq lists its product as uncharacterized. Lineage: Eukaryota; Fungi; Basidiomycota; Agaricomycetes; Boletales; Suillaceae. The transcript has 3 exons. The record is from RefSeq and is a predicted model, not a curated record. The annotation marks the transcript as partial.
GGGGUGCGGUACUCGGAGCUACUUUGUCUGCCGUAUUGGAACCCAGUUCUCUUCACCGUUCUCAAUUCCAUGCAUGCAGACUUUCUCCUCAAGCUACACCACCACAUCCACAAUAUCUGCACGCCAUUACCUUGCCCUGCACGGCCUUCAAAUUCGGCACUUGCAUCUGGUCUAUGCGAAAUAUGGAUGGAUCAAGCGCGGACGCAGCUUCCAUCAUUCGUCACAGCAGCCCCUUUGGUUGCAGCUGAGAAAAGGACACCUACUGCUGAUCACUGGCACUCAAUAGGUUUGAUACACCUUAUCGUCACACUGAUUUUCCUUUGGGAGGUACUGCACAACUACAUGCACCUCGUCACCACUAUCCAUAUCACAAACAUGCGGAGCAUGUCAAAGGAUAAGAUCAACCUAUAUUCCUUUCAUUACAAGGAAUGCUUUCGCAGUGUACUUAAGCUUUACAAGGAAGCACAGAUCCGACCUGUCCAUCAUAUGGCUUUCCACUAUGAAAUGCUGCUCAAAGCUUUUGGACCAGUCCACUCUUGGUGGGCAUGGGCAUUUGAGAGGUUUAAUUACACCCUUCAGAAUAUAAAGACUAACUCAAGGUUUGGUGAG